Molecule: messenger RNA, 1227 nt
Organism: Epithele typhae
Lineage: Eukaryota; Fungi; Basidiomycota; Agaricomycetes; Polyporales; Epitheliaceae
Exons: 4
Coding region: 1-1227 (408 amino acids)
Source: RefSeq, a predicted model, not a curated record
AUGGAAAUGGCCAUCGUUCCUCAGCGUUCCACGGAUGUUGCACUCAUUGUCUGCGACAGGGCCGCCAAGAAAAGCGGUAUCAAAGCCCUGUUAGACCGAGUUGCACCUUCCCCGCCGUCUACAUGUUUUGUUUUCACCAACAUCGGCCUACUUUCUCCUGGUUGUCCAUCGGACCGCGCGACCAAAGUCUUCCGGCUGAAAGCCGUAAAAGAAUACACUCUAGGAGUCGACUGUUUCCCAGUGGAUCUGACUACCAACGAAGGCAUCAACGAUCUGGUGAACUACAUCGCCGGGUGCAAGGGCGACACGAUCCGGCGACCUCAUUUUUCCUUCAGAGAUUUGAUGAUCGACUGGAUCUCGUCUAUCUUUGCAUUGCCCGUCAGACAGAUCGAUAAUGAGGUCGAUGCAUUGCUCAAAUCAGAUCCUGCUCGCUUGAAAAACACAGACCUCGACGUUCAAUGGGCGGAGGACCUCAAGCGGAGGUUUCAUCUGUCACCUUCGACUUCCAUGACGGUUUGGCGCGUCUCCCCGUCCCUUGUCAUGAAGAAGUUUGAUCGCUUCGAAAUCACCGCGAUGGACUUUGUUCGACAUGGAACGACCCUUCCGGUCACUCGAGUACGGUCUUCCAACGACAGGCGCUGGAUGUUCACCGAGUACAUCGACGGCGAGACGCUGCUCGACUGCUGGGACAACCUCAGCAUCAUCCGUCGCUUCCGCGUGGCGUGCACUCUGCGCCUCUACCUCAAGCAGCUCCGCUCCCUGCCGCGACCUCCAGGACUCACAGUCGGCGAGCUUCAAACCGGAUACACCUCCAGCUUCGUCUUCGGCGACGCCUUGUACGCGCCGUUCCCGUCCCUCGGCCAUUUCCGCCGCUUCUGCAACUACGCCGCCUCCUUCGGCUGGGUGCUCAGGAUGGACGAGUUCCGGAGAUCCCAUCCGGGCGUGCCCCUCCCUUCGCCCCCUCGUCCCAGCAUUGACUGGACUCCGGUGUUCACCCACGGCGACCUUCACCGGUCCAACAUCAUAUUGGACCGCCAAGGAACGGUAUGGAUCAUCGACUGGGCGGAGGCUGGAUUCUUCCCGCGUUGCUUCGAGACUCUGGUAAUGCCGUGGGUCGAGAGCUCCUUACAGAUCCCUACCUCGCGGGUCCGCUUCGGUUAUUGCUGGGGCAUGGCGGGGCUGAUGGAGGGGUUCACCAUAGAUUGGGUGCCGGUCCUACCCAUAUAA